ACCGCUGAAAUAUUAUUCAACGCAACUCUUCAACUACUCAUUUCUCUCUCUGCCGUCUUCCACCGAACUUCCCACAAACAAUCAUACAAAACCUCCCACUUAAUCGCUCUUCCCUUUGCUGACAAUCCCCCAAUUUGAAUUCUUGAAAUCUAUGAAUUAGCUUCUUAGAUUCUCUCGCUCUCUCAGAGAAAAGCAAUAACGGUCUCUGCCUCUCUGCUGACGAAAUCUUGGCUCGAUUGAACAUAUUUUUCAAGAAAUUAAAAAAGAGAAAUGUCAGCUGGAUUGUGGGAGUGCUGCAGAUCAUCCUGCUUCGAUGAUUUUCAAUUUGAAGAGCUUCUUCAAGAACCAGAGCCUUUUUCUCUGCCUCAGCCUCUUCCACAAUGGCCCAAAGGUAAAGCCUUUGCAACUGGGAAAAUUGGCCUAGGAGAACUAGAAGUAGCUCAGAUCACUAAGUUUGACAAAAUAUGGAGCUGCACCCCGUUGCUCGGGUCGGCUAGUGGCGUCACGUUCUACCGGCCUAGUGGCGUUCCAGCCGGAUAUUUCAGCCUCGGUCACUACUGUCAGCCGAGUGAUCAGAGACUGAGGGGCUAUGUCCUUGCUGCAAAAUGUAGAUCAAGUGAAGAAUCGAGCUCCCCGGCUCUCGAGAAGCCUCUUGGCUACAGUCUGGUGUGGAGUGAGGACACUCGUCGCGAUGGAAGUGGCUACAUUUGGCUUCCAAAUGCACCACAGGGGUACAAAGCUAUGGGAUUCGUGGUCACCGCGAAGUCGGGACAGCCUGAUGUUGAGGAAGUGAGAUGCGUCCGAGGCGAUCUCACUGCGAGCUGUGAGGUUGAUGAGGUGUUAUUCGAUAGGAGAGCGAUCUUUUCGAGUGGGAAGUUUUAUGUGUGGAGCACGAGGGCGUGUGAGCGAGGGAUGCUCUGUAGGAGCAUUCCCGUUGGCACGUUCUACUGCAGCAGGGAUGACAGUGGUGAGGUCUCGAGCAUUGCUUGCUUGAGAAACCUCGAUGCUUCGUUGGAUGCAAUGCCGGAUCUUGAGCAAGUUCACGCGCUGAUCCACCACUACGGGCCGACUCUGUACUUCCAUCCCGAUGAGGCUUACUUGCCUUCGUCCGUUUCUUGGUUUUUUGACAACGGUUCGCUUCUGUACAAAGAUGGGAUGGAUAAAGGAGUGGAGAUUGAUUCCCGCGGCUCGAUUUUACCUAGUGGCGGCUGGAACGACGGGGAGUUCUGGCUCGAUCUCCCGUCGGAAGAGAAGUGGCACGAGUUUGUGAAAUCGGGUUGUAUCGAAACAGCAGAGCUUUAUGUUCAUGUGAAGCCAGCCUCAGGGGGGAGUUUCACAGACAUUGCAAUGUGGAUAUUCUGCCCCUUCAACGGCCCGGCCACGAUCCAGGUCGCGUCGUUCAGCUUCCCUCUCAACGCGAUAGGCGAGCACGUGGGCGACUGGGAGCACUACACGCUCCGCGUGAGCAACUUCACCGGGGAGCUCUGGAGCGUUUACUACUCCGAGCACAGCGGGGGGCGGUGGGUGGACGCCUCCGAGCUCGAGUUCAUCGACGGGAACAAACCCGCCGUGUACGCAUCGAGGAACGGGCACGCGAGUUUCCCCCACGAGGGGUGCUACAUUCAGGGCUCGUCCACGCUCGGGGUUGGGGCAGCGAACGAGUGUGCGAAGAGCGACUACUCGGUCGAUUCUAGCACGAGGUAUCGGGUCGUGGCUGCGGAGUACCUCGGCGACAUCGUUGUCGAGCCGGCGUGGCUGCAGUAUAUGAGGGAAUGGGGGCCAACUGUUGUGUACAGCUCAGGGAGUGAGCUGGAGAAGAUACUGAACAACCUCCCAUUUUUUCUGAGGUUUUCAGUGGAGAGCUUUGUGGAGCUUUUUCCGACGGAGCUUUACGGGGAGGAGGGGCCGACGGGGCCGAAGGAGAAGGACAACUGGUUGGGAGAUGAGAGGUGAUGGUUUGAAUGCUACAAAUCUGCAGAUUUAUGGUGAUUUUCUGCUUCUGAAUGAGUGUAUUUUGAUAUGUGAAAGUGUAGGAUAAGAUGGGAUUCUUGUGUAUAGAAUUAUGUUACUAUUGGAGUAACAUUGUGUGUAGCAUUGUAUUUUUGGCUGAAGGAAGUUACUAUAUUUGUAUAUUGGAUUUCAUAAGUAUUAAGAGUAAAUACCAAAAUUGAUUCUGAACA
This is a messenger RNA of Salvia hispanica, 2180 nucleotides long. RefSeq lists its product as hypothetical. NCBI's taxonomy places the organism in Eukaryota, Viridiplantae, Streptophyta, Magnoliopsida, Lamiales, Lamiaceae. The record is from RefSeq and is a predicted model, not a curated record.